UGGGGCCGAGAGCGGUUCGCGCGCUUCGGGCCUAGUCCGGACUCGCCGCCGCCGCCGCCAUAUUCCCGGUAACGGGGGCGCGCGGCCGGGGGCCGGCUGGGCCGGAAGAGGGCUCGGGGCCAGCGCUGAAACUGGGAGGGGGAUACCGCAGUGGCAUCUUCCUUACUUUGUCCGUUCUCCGGUCUCGCGAUCUUCCUUCCGGAGCCAUGUCAGAAGGAGUGGACUUGAUUGAUAUAUAUGCUGACGAGGAGUUCAAUCAGGACCCAGAGUUCAACAAUACAGAUCAGAUUGACCUGUACGAUGACGUGUUGACAGCCACCUCACAGCCCUCAGAUGACAGAAGCAGCAGCACUGAGCCACCACCUCCUGUUCGCCAGGAGCCAUCUCCCAAGCCCAAUAACAAGAGUCCUGCGAUCCUGUACACGUACAGCGGCCUCCGCAAUAGGCGAGCUGCUGUUUACGUGGGCAGCUUCUCCUGGUGGACCACAGACCAGCAGCUGAUCCAGGUUAUUCGCUCUAUAGGAGUCUAUGAUGUGGUGGAGUUGAAAUUUGCAGAGAAUCGAGCAAAUGGCCAGUCCAAAGGGUAUGCUGAGGUGGUGGUAGCCUCUGAAAACUCUGUCCACAAAUUGUUGGAACUCCUUCCAGGAAAAGUUCUUAAUGGAGAAAAAGUGGACGUGAGGCCGGCCACCCGGCAGAACCUGUCACAGUUUGAGGCACAGGCUCGGAAACGUGAGUGCGUCCGAGUCCCAAGAGGGGGAAUACCUCCACGGGCCCAUUCCCGGGAUUCUAGUGAUUCUGCUGAUGGACGGGCCACGCCCUCUGACAACCUUGUACCCUCAUCUGCCCGUGUGGAUAAGCCCCCCAGUGUGCUGCCCUACUUCAAUCGCCCUCCUUCAGCCCUCCCCCUGAUGGGUCUGCCCCCACCCCCAAUUCCACCCCCACCUCCUCUCUCCUCAAGCUUUGGGGUCCCUCCUCCUCCUCCUGGCAUCCACUACCAGCAUCUCAUGCCCCCUCCUCCUCGAUUACCUCCUCAUCUGGCUGUACCUCCCCCUGGGGCCAUCCCGCCUGCCCUUCACCUCAAUCCAGCCUUCUUCCCCCCACCAAAUGCUACAGUGGGGCCUCCACCAGAUACUUACAUGAAGGCCUCAGCACCCUAUAACCACCAUGGCAGCCGAGAUUCGGGCCCUCCGCCCUCCACAGUGAGUGAAGCAGAAUUUGAAGAGAUCAUGAAGCGAAAUAGAGCAAUUUCCAGCAGUGCCAUUUCCAAAGCGGUAUCUGGAGCCAGUGCAGGGGAUUACAGUGACGCGAUUGAGACGCUGCUCACAGCCAUUGCUGUUAUCAAACAGUCCCGGGUCGCCAAUGAUGAGCGUUGCCGUGUCCUCAUCUCCUCUCUUAAGGACUGUCUUCAUGGCAUUGAAGCCAAGUCCUACAGUGUGGGUGCCAGCGGGAGCUCGUCCAGGAAGAGACACCGGUCCCGAGAGCGGUCGCCUAGCCGGUCCCGGGAGAGCAGUAGGAGGCACCGGGACCUGCUUCAUAACGAAGAGCGGCAUGAUGAUUACUUCCAAGAAAGGAACCGGGAGCACGAGAGACACCGGGAUAGAGAACGGGACCGGCACCACUGAGAAAGGAGUCUGGUUGGAAGCAAAUGUUUUUUUAAUGGACUUGCAUCUCCUCACCUUGAUCAGGACUAAAGGACGGAGGCCACUCCACCCCUCCCCCUUCCUCCAAGCCCCUAGCCCCCUUCAGACACCCAGGGAAUACCCUCUGCCCUACAGGAUUGAAGACUGCCUGGCAGCCCUCCCAAUCCCACACCUCCUGUUUGUCAGGGGAAGGAACCUAAAGACUUUGUGUGGUUGGGAGGGGUGGCAGACAGGAAGAAAACAUGUCCAGGCCCCUGGUCUCCAUAGAGAAUGGUGCUUUGUCCAAGGAAACGUAGGAGUUUCUGAUUCUCCAGGAGCAGUUCGGUGGUGAGGUUGAUGGGAAGACUUUCUUCCCAAAGAAAACGGAUCCUCCAUGCAGGAUCUAGGAGAGUGACUGGGUGUGCCAAAAUAUGCCCAGGGUCCUGCCCUCAGCACUAGGUUUGAUGGGGCCAAGAGGGUCCAAACCCCUUGCUAACAUACCACUUCUUUGUUUAACUCCUUUACCUUCCCAGCCCUUUGAGGAGGAGGGACCCUGAGAACAGAAAUUCCCUUAGGAGGAGCUUCUCCUGUUCUUGCUUUUCCCUCUUACAUAUUGACGGUUCGUUUCCCUGACCUCCCAGAGGGCUGAACCUUUCCACCUCCCUGCUGCCCAGACGCCUCAGUGGACUUGCCCCUCCUAAGCAAAGAAGGCCCUUGAGGUUGCUUGCUGCUGGGGAGCCCGGCAGAGCCAGUUACCACCCUCUGCUGCUUCGUGCUUGGUUGCCUCUUGCAAUAACCAGCUGUACUAGGUGUUCCCUUUCUUGGGGCUUUUCCAUUUCACACGUGGAGCCCCUCCCCCAGGAAGGCUGCUUCCUUGUUUUAGAGGAAGCUACUGCCCUUGGGAGACGGGGACAGACAGCGGACCUCAGCACUGAAGAACCCUUGUGAACUACCAGGAGGGGUGGGAAAGGAGGCAGGCUGGGCAAGCUGUGGCCUACUUCCAUAGAGGCUUUUCUGUUUUCAGGUUCGAUGUGAGCAUGGGCUUGCAUCCCCCAGGUACAUACGUAUUUUACUUAACUGUGGGAGAACCUGGCACUAGUAGGCAGGUGAAGUCACAGAUUUGGUGUCUUUCCACCUUUUGACUGUUGACGUAUUAAUAGUUCCCCUCACUCUACGUGGAGGUGCUUCCUGCCUCUGAUGAGGAGUGAGGAGGAAGUGGAGCCUGACUCAGAUGAGCUCAGCUCAGAGUUCUAAGGACCACCACUCUGGGGGCAUUUUCUACACAGGCAAAUGGAAUUGCUUUUCCCCUAACAUCCAAGUUGUGGUGUGGUUGCUGUGGAUGGCGGCCGCAGCGGUCCUGCGCUACCGCGUGCACGUACAGGGCAUAUGACACCUAGCAGGAGGAGAGACGUGGCAUGUGAGACGGUAGGGUCACUGGAGACCCUUCUGGCUCAGAUGGAAGAGACUGAGUUGGACUGAACCCUUCCUCUGUUCCCUGCACGUAUCUGACGAAGCCCUCAGUCAGUCAGUGAGGGGGGUCCCCCCCACGGUUGGACAGGCAUAUUCCCUUGGGACAGAGGCUACACGUUUGUAGCUUUUUUCCCCUGUCCCCAGCCCCAUCCCCACCUCCACUUCAGAACAUGGCCCCCCGCCCAACUGGCCAAGUGUUAAGUGAUGUGCUUAUCCUCGAGAGCAGCUCCGGGUGUCUUUUUAAAAUGUAGAGAAAACGGAGUACGGUGACAGUUUAAGGAAAAAAAAUAUAUAGAAUACCAGAAAAGCCGUUUACCCGGAGAAUUUUUUUCUCCCCAUUUUUGUUUUGUUUUUACUCAAUGACACAAAUUUUAGUUUUAUUUCCUGAUAGCAAAAGGAAAAAAAACCCAGCCCUCAAAAAGGCCGAGGCCCCGUCCCCCUGUUGUCGGUGAUCUGUUUGUCUUUCUGAUAGGUUGAAAAUUGUGUAAUAAACUUGAUGACGCUGUCAAUCUUUUAUACUGCAUUGUAUUUUUUUUCCUUUUGUAACAAAAUAUUUUUAAAUAAUAAAUGGGGUGUGAGCUGUUUUAUGGAUUCUGCAUUGAAUAGCUUUGUUGAGGUGUCUGGGACAUGGGCCGGGGCUGAUGUAGAGGCUGUGGGAUGACACUGAAGCCCCUGAGUUCUGAGCUGGAAUCCCAGGUCGGGCGUGUGGUGGCCCGCGUGGCCUGCGGGACACUAGGGGGCCUCUAGUGCAGAUCUUUGGAAGUGCACCCUUGAGGCUUAGCUUGCUUCCUUGGCCAUCUAAACUAAGGGAAGAAAAAUUCCAAGUUGUCCUUUGUCCUUCAGGAUUCCUAAGAUUCAUUCUCCGAGUAAACGUCCUCCCCUUACAGUUCAGUUCUGAAGUUCUCAAAUCCAGGAAGGGAAGACUCCUCUGCUCGGAGUCUGGAAAUACGCUUGCCAGUGCCUGCUUGGGAGGGGUGAACAGCAUAACCUAACUGAGCUGAGAACAGUAGCUAUUCUGCCUUUUACACAGCGGUGUUUUAAGAAUCUGAAAGAGUACGGGCGCCUGGGUGGCUCAGUCAUUAAGCGUCUGCCUUCCGCUCAGGUCAUGAUCCCAGGGUCCUGGGAUUGAGCCCCCUGAAAUGAGCCCCCCUGCUCACCAGGAAGUCUGCUUCUCCCUCUCCCACUCCCCCUGCUUGUGUUCCCUCUCUCGCCGUGUCUCUCUGUCAAAUAAAUGAAUAAAAUCUUUAAAAAAAGAAAAUCAGCAAAUGUGAACAUGUUUUGGGAACUGGGUUGCUGUCUGAACAUCGGGAAGUACAGAUUAGGAAGUUUAGGAGAGAGUUGUGGGUGAGCUCCUUGGAAUUCCAGAAAGCUUCUGGCUUUUCAAAAAGCCAGCUGAGCCAAGAGGAGAGUUACAUGUAUAAAAAGAUGAACCAGAGAUCAGGUGAUACGUAAUGUGUAUUGGGACCUGCAAAGGCAAGAUCAGCAUAAAAACAAGAAACCUUCCGGGGGCCCAGAAUCUCUAUGACAAUGCACAGUGUGAGGGAAAUAGGAGUGGGCUCUCAAGGCAAGUUCCGUGGUCCCGUGCUAUGCUUGCUAAAAUUCCUGUUCUUGGGCUGCGUCCACUUCUACAUGAAGUCUAGAAAUCCACUUUUUAUGUCCCCAGAUGACUUUCAUGUAAACUAAAGCGAGGACUGGUAGUUUAGAGAAGGCAACACAUUCUUCAUCGAAGCGUUACCAUAGUGGAACAGAAAGGGAAUGACCUUUGGGUUACUCUUGGUUCAAAUCCCAACUCUUACUUUUUAAGCUAAAUGCCCUCAGACAGGAAGUGACUUAACAUUCGAGUUGAUUUUCUUCUGCCUCACAGGACCACGGUAUGGAUUAAACCUACUCUGCCAGGCACUGGAUGAACAUUAGUCUCCUAUACAUUGCAGUCAUGGUACAGAGCCAGAAACCCCAAUCUGUGUGUCCCAAGUGCUUCCUGAUUUGGGCCAGACCUCAGCCUCUAGAGAUGGCCACCGCAGUCACUUGUCAAGUUCUAGCCAUGAGUGUGAAUAUCUGAGCAGGUCUCUACCAGCCCAUGUGACCAAGCCCUACUCCUUCACUCAGAUCCCUCUCCACGGUUCCAGAAUAUUGAUCCUUCAGGUCUAGAUGGGCAGUAAAGUGACUUCCCUUGGACUUCAAAUACAGCAUCUGACCACAUUAACCCUGAAAGACUAGCUAUGCUCAUUCCCAUCCCCUGCUGCCUCAGUUUCUGUUGUAUGAUGUUUUAUUCUGGGGUGACUACACCUGCACGUGUGGCUCCAGCAAGCACCGGGAAGAAUGAACAUCCGUGGAGCCAUCCACAGGAAGCACAAUGCAUUAAGCUCCCGGAGAACCAGGAAAUAAAUGAGAGGACUUCCUGCUCUAAUUCUGUCCUCAUUUCCAACCACUCAUUCUCCUUAAGUGGUACCUGUUGGGGAGUAGAAUUUACUUGAUCUAGACUGAGACUCCGAAGACAAGAUUUCUAGAUCCAACUGUUAGUAACCAGUUGUGUGAUGCUUGGCUGUUCCUUUCUCGUCUCUAAGCCUGCAAAGUGGGGGAUUAGAUUCCUUUCUAAGUUCCCUUUUAAUUAUAAGCCACCUCUAAACUUCCAGCUGAGCCUUGCAUUCAUUUAUCUUGUGUUGCCAGGAGAGUGACUGUAACCACUGAACCUCUAAAAGAAAUGGGCGGCCAUGGAGAACAAGUCCCUGUCUAGCUUGAUGCCAACAACUUCUUCAAAGCGCCGCUAGAGAAAGCAGCAGUGUGAGCAGCAGAAAGUCAGGGGAUUAGCGGGGUUUGUCACUGAAAUAUCAAGGGGGUUCCAACUGGAUUUUUUGUUACGGUUUCACUGUUUCAUGGUGGAUUAGACCUGUCUACUAUAGUUUUUGGAUAGACUCCAAAAGCAGCCAGGAGGCAAGGACACAGAAGGGGUAGGAAACAAGAAAGAUGGUAAGUGCUUUGGACAGUGGAGACCUUCACAGGAUGAGAAUGAGCUUGAUCACAGGAAACAAGGAGAAUUAAAAGCCAGCAUGGAAAUGCUUAAAGAUCAAUUAACUUUUGACUUUGAGCAAGAGCAGAUAUUCAUCUGACAGCAGAGGGACCAUAUGGCUCAAGGUUUUCUAAAAUGGAUUCUGUCAUGGCUCCUGGUGGCUUCUUGGGAGGAAAGAAAAAAAAAGCCACUAUUGAGUAAGAUGAGGAAGUUUUAAAGACGGUUACUUGGAAAAGGAAAUGAUAUAUGCAUGUAGGGCAGUAUUUCUCCAGCUGAAAAGAAAAGGAAGGAAGGGAGGGAGGGAGGAAGGAAGGAAGAGGGGGAGGGAAAGGAAAGGGAAAGAAAGAAAGGGAAGAAAGAAAAAGAGGAAGGAAGAAAGGAAGGAAGGGAAGAAAGUAUGUUUCCUUUUACGUUAACUUGAAAUUUUAAAAUAAAUGACCAAAAAAUACUGGCAAGUUUUGAAUAUGCUUCUUCCAAGUAUUCAUGCCUCAUUCUGGUAAGCUGACAAUGAUCUGUAGGAGGAAUGAAAGAAAAGAUGCUGGCUUUGAGGCAGAGGUGAAGAAUAUAAGCAGGCUUUUAGGAUGACAGGCUUGAAGAAGAUACAGAAGUUGGCAGUGCCUUUAGGGAUUAAUUCAGGCUAGAGCUGGAGUAAGAAAAUCAUCACUGCUUUUGUGUCCACACAGAAUCGCUCAGCACAGCCUGAGAACCAACCGCGGGGAGAGUCCCUACCUUCCCUUGGAGGCAGUGAAAUUCUAGGGACAGGUGCCAUAAGGAAAAGGCUGCAACUCCAAUGACAGAAAAUACACGUUUAUUAUAAAAUAAAAUAAUGUUUGUUUCACGAUGAGAAUAGAAAAAUAACACUAUGAGCUGCUAAAAAAGUUCUGGAACUCAGUCUCUGAGGAACAAGGUGACAAGCUUGUGCAUCACCCUGGGAGCAGACCAUCCCGAGGCUCUCUGUGCUCGUAUGACGGCUGGCACAGCACCUACGGGGGGUAUAUGGCUCUGGUCCUGCUGGAAGCCCAAGGAGCCUACGGGGUCCACACAAGAUGCUCUGGCCACGAGGAUCAAAGAACUGGAGCUCAGCAGGGAACUGGUUCUGAGACGGGCCAGGAUGGGCCGGCCUUGCCCCUCCCUACACUGGAGUGUACAACAGUCUCUUAGGCUGAUGGUCCUGGUUUAGAAUAUGAUGCCCAGUGGCCUCACGCUCAGUUUGUUGCCCAAAUGUCUGUGUUGAGGAAAAGCUGCAACCGUUCCCAGGACAACCUGACCCACCAAUUCUCACUGGUGGGGCUAAAGACCAGAAGAAUCUGUGGUCUCAGCCCAUGAGGGCUGCUGGCUGCAGUGUUUGUACUUCAAAUCCUGUCCAUACUGAUGGCAGAAAGAAAGAAAGAAAACGUUAAAAGACCAGUGAACAAGAGCAGCUGGUCUGAACUGUUCUAUAUUCCAAGCUUCUUGGCCCCAGAGAACAAGGAAAAUGUCUUCCCUGAGUAACUGUCUACCCUGAAUAAGAAAAGCAAUCCCACGGGCACCCCUUUUCCCCUUGAAAGUCCUUCAGACCCCUCAGGCUUCAGAAGAACAAUGAGUCCCUCCCUAGGAUGAGAUGGGAACCCAACCCUCAGGUGGCAGGAAAUGGUCCCUCAGCGCGGUACCUGGAGAAAGCCGUCAGGGUGAGCACCUCAAGCAGCAGCUCUGAACCACAGAAGAAGAGCAAGAUGCUGUUCAUGAUGGCUUCCAGGCGGAGCACGUAGGUCUGCAGCAGCAGGUAAUAGGAGGCCAUCAUGGCAGAUGGGAAGGUCAAGGCCACGCUAAUACCAAGUGGCAUCUUUCGUUGGCAGAGGUUCCCCUUUGUACC
Mirounga angustirostris (Northern elephant seal) is the source of this 7948-nucleotide messenger RNA. It is a transcript of the gene CPSF7, whose product is annotated as cleavage and polyadenylation specific factor 7. The coding region runs from base 207 to 1622 and encodes 471 amino acids. Gene Ontology annotation, biological process: mRNA alternative polyadenylation. The transcript has 10 exons. NCBI's taxonomy places the organism in Eukaryota, Metazoa, Chordata, Mammalia, Carnivora, Phocidae. The record is from RefSeq and is a predicted model, not a curated record. Gene Ontology annotation, cellular component: mRNA cleavage and polyadenylation specificity factor complex. Gene Ontology annotation, molecular function: mRNA binding.